This is a messenger RNA of Colletotrichum chrysophilum, 1095 nucleotides long. RefSeq lists its product as uncharacterized. NCBI's taxonomy places the organism in Eukaryota, Fungi, Ascomycota, Sordariomycetes, Glomerellales, Glomerellaceae. The record is from RefSeq and is a predicted model, not a curated record. Bases 1 to 1095 code for a protein of 364 amino acids. The transcript has a single exon.
AUGCUCGAAGCCCACGGUGAUCCAGAAAUCUUCCGUCUCCGCCUCGGCAAAGCCCUCGACUAUGAAUUCCACGAGGACUACGUCGGAAGCCUGUUCAACUUCAAGGGCCCCCGUGACUCAACAGCCACUCUUGAUAUUGAAAGAGCGUUCAACAAAAUGGAAAAAGUCGCUUUGACCCGGCGAGCGCGUACCGGCAAGCCUCUCAUCCUCGUCAUCAACCGCGUUCAUUUGUUGCGGGAAGACGACCACGGCCGCAAUUUGCUCGAGCUUAUCCAGCAGCGAGCUGAGCUCUGGGCCGCCAGCCGCCUCGUGACAGUGGUACUUACGAGCGAUGAUCACAGCAUUACAGAGCGCCUCAGGUGGCAAGCAACGCGCUUGAGCGUAGCAGACAUCCACGACAUCCCCCGCGGACCCGCCCUGGCCUCCCUCAAAGACUUCCGAGCAAAGGUCUUCAAGGAGGCUGUGCCGCAGAACAUCCUAGACCAUGUCUACAACAAAAUCGGCGGGCGUGUCGGUUUCCUCGACCAUGUGGCCCGGUCCGAGGACAUGCUCCACGCCUGCGACCUAAUCUGCGAGCGGGAAAAGCGCUGGCUCCUCGGGCAGUGCUGGAUCCUGGGCGGUGACAUUGACGACAACGCCGAGGACCAGCAGGACUUUUCGGCCGCUGCGAUGGUGCUGGCCAAAGCUCUUGUCGAGAAGGAGAAGAACAUGGUCCGGGAGGGCAUCACCGACGGCCGGCUGCCAGAGAUACCCCUCCAUGAGGUGAGACAGAUCAUGACCAGGCCGGACCUGAUUCAGCGGCACGAUCAUGUCAACAUCUUCUCCAUUGACUCCAACUCAAUCGUCCGGGCCGACUCGGUGCCCAUGCAAAAUGCAUUCCGUGAGAUCUGCGCGCAAGAGGGCUUUGAGGAGCACCUUCAAGCAACUUUGGACCGGUUGGAUGAAUUGGAGAGUUUAGGAAGGACGAGGGAGAUUAAGAUGAAAGACCUUGUCAAUGACGGAGAGUUUCAAGCACUAGUUCGCUCGGCUAGGGGCAACGGGGAGCCUCUGAUGGUCACUGUAAAGGCAACGUCUGCAGAAAAGGGCGGCGAGUGA